Messenger RNA from Phodopus roborovskii (desert hamster), 1565 nucleotides. It is a transcript of the gene Rad51b, whose product is annotated as RAD51 paralog B. Gene Ontology annotation, cellular component: Rad51B-Rad51C-Rad51D-XRCC2 complex. Bases 82 to 1134 code for a protein of 350 amino acids. The record is from RefSeq and is a predicted model, not a curated record. Gene Ontology annotation, biological process: double-strand break repair via homologous recombination. Gene Ontology annotation, molecular function: ATP-dependent DNA damage sensor activity; ATP hydrolysis activity; DNA binding. NCBI's taxonomy places the organism in Eukaryota, Metazoa, Chordata, Mammalia, Rodentia, Cricetidae. The transcript has 11 exons.
CAGCACUGUAGUUGUUGCAAUGUGCGCUUUUCGCGGGUAAUUGUGUGAGGGUGGGGAUUCUUCUUUGGGAGAUCUGGAAACAUGAGCAAUAAGAAACUAAGACGAGUGGGUUUAUCACAAGAGCUGUGUGACCGUUUGAGCAGACAUCAGAUUGUUAAUUGUCAGGACUUUUUAGGUCUUUCCCCACUGGAACUUAUGAAAGUGACUGGCCUGAGUUAUGGAGGUGUCCAUGAGCUUCUGUAUAUGGUCAGCAGGGCCUGUGCUCCACAGAUGCAAACAGCUUAUGAGAUAAAGAUGCAGACAUCUGCCAAACUCUCCCCAGCGUUCCUGUCUACUACGCUUUCUGCUUUGGAUGAAGCCCUGCAUGGUGGUGUGGCCUGUGGAUCUCUCACAGAGAUUACAGGUCCACCAGGUUGUGGAAAAACUCAAUUUUGUAUAAUGAUGAGUGUUUUAGCUACGUUGCCCACCAACAUGGGAGGAUUAGAAGGGGCUGUUGUGUAUGUUGACACAGAGUCUGCGUUUACUGCCGAAAGACUGGUCGAGAUCGCAGAAUCCCGUUUUCCACUCUAUUUUAACACUGAAGAAAAACUGCUUCUGAUGAGCAGUAAAGUUUAUCUUCACCGGGAACUCAGCUGUGAGGGUGUUCUGCAGAGGCUCGAAUCUUUGGAAGAAGAGAUUAUUUCCAAGGGAGUCAAACUUGUGAUUGUUGACUCCAUUGCUUCUGUGGUCAGAAAGGAGUUUGAUCCUCAGCUUCAGGGCAACAUCAAAGAAAGGAACAAGUUUUUGGCCAAACAAGCAUCCUUACUGAAGUACCUGGCUGAGGAAUUCUCACUCCCAGUUAUCUUGACGAAUCAAAUUACGACCCAUCUGAGUGGAGCCCUCCCUUCUCAAGCAGACCUGGUGUCUCCGGCUGAUGAUUUGUCCCUGUCUGAAGGUGCUUCUGGAUCCAGCUGUGUGGUAGCUGCACUGGGAAACACAUGGAGUCACUGUGUGAACACCCGACUGAUUCUCCAGUACCUUGACUCAGAGAGAAGGCAGAUUCUCAUUGCCAAAUCCCCUCUGGCUGCCUUCACCUCCUUCGUCUACACCAUCAAAGAGGAAGGCCUGGUUCUUCAAGGCCAAGAAAGGCCAUAGGGAUCCUGUGACCUUUGUCUAGAGCUGAUGGGGGUGUGAUUUGUGAAAUGAAACAAGAUCAAGUCAGGUGCUGCUGGGAAAAAGGAACCGGAAGCCAACAUAAUGAGGAUUAAUUGGUUGAUUGCUGUUGAGAUGGUAACUGUGACUUCAGACCCGGAAGGGAAGGUGAAGAUGAAGAAGCCUUUGUCCAGUCUCUAGACGUGGAGGGCUAGGGGCUUUACCACCGUGGGAUGUCAGCAGCCAUAAUAAUAAUUUGCACUUACAUGGUACCUUUCAACCGUGUACCUCAAAGCGGUUUAACCACAUUAAUUAAUUAAAGCCCACAGUCCCCCUGGGGAGAGGAGGAGGAGGACUAACAAGAUUUGUAAUUACAGAAGGGAACACUCCGAAUAAAGUAUUGUCCAGCAAAUAAAAAGAAUAGGUGUAAAAGA